UGAAACAGUGCGCCUUUUGCCCGUCCGACUUGACAAGUCUCACUAUGGCAACAUUAGCUAGUUAGUUGACAUUUAAGCUAGCUGUUAGCUAAUUGUAUAUCUAAAUGUUAAAAUAAUAUAACGUUACAGCAAAGCGUGAGUGAAUUUUCAACUGUAACCCUGGCGUUUACUUCUGACGUGUGCUACCUCCCGAAACAUGAAAAUGAGUUCAUUCACAAAAUCUUUGAGGACUUGGAAAUACUUUUACAAGGAAACGGACAUAAUAGGACUGCAGUGUCCAAGAUCUUUGUUCUUCCAGCGUGCUGAUAUUUCCUCCUUUACCGAGCCGACUUUGUGACCUGAUUCAAAAAACAAUCGAAAACUACCCAUCCCUGUGCGCCUUUUCUGCGGGUGAAGGACGGAGCCGCAGAACGGUAGUUUGCCACUCUCACCUAAGAAUGUCGUCCGAUGAUGACGCUGACAGAGGUCGAACACACGAGCAGCCCCCAGGGCUGGAAACAGGGACGCAGUGUUGGAGGGGCAAACGCAACCCCACACCCAGAACUAAACAGAUGAACGGGAGAGACGACGGAGAACCGGACACGGCCCUCUUCCUCCCUCGGGCCGUGCGGGAGAGGGGCGGUGCCACACGUGCCGCAAGCAGCCGGAGUUUCUCGGAGGAGUCCCGCUCCGAUAACACAGGGGAGACCCUUACAGCCAAUCGGGAUGAGCUGUCUGACAGCUCGGAUCACGUGACCCGCGGGGACGACGCGUUCGUGAAGGCCAGCCACUCUGGUCCUGGUCCUGGGCCUUGUCCUCCGUCUUGGGACCUGCCUGUUUCUUACUUCAGAGCAAUGUCCUGGGAUUGUGGCCCGCCUGGAGAUGCCUGGAGCAAGACACACCUGCCUGCCUUAGAACCACGAAUAAAUGGAGAUUAUAUCAGUGAGAUUGCCACAAAUCUUAAAGAGCAGGAUGUUGUGAUUUUGAGCGCUCAAAAUGACUACUCCUGCUACGAGAACGCGUGGGUUGACGCCGACGCCUUCGGCCACGUUCUGGAGAUAUACAACAUCUCUCCCACGUUUAAAACCCAGGAUCUGAUGGACGCCCUCGCUGAAUUCAGUGCGGGAGGGCUGAAGAUCCACCGGGUGGACCACGCUCACGCCCUGGCGGUGUUCCCCUGCACGUCAGCAGCACUCCGUGCCCUUUCCUUAACGCACCCGUCGAUCAGAGUACGGAAUCUGUCCAGAGGAUCGAGGAAAUCCAGGGCGAAAGCUCUGAGACUUGCAGAGCUCCUCAGACCCCUGACAGAGGAGACGCACACCGGUCCCAGUCUGCCCAGCGCUGAACAGAGCUGCUGAUCUUCACACAGAAACAUCUGAACAACACAAGGACAGACUGAUGCGCUCUGAUCGAAAUGAUGAUUCACAUGCAUUUCCUACCAUUUGCCACCAGGGGGCAGUGAGCAGCUACUGCUAUUAAUGGAAACUUGUGGAACGCUUUUAUUUUUCAGUUCCAGUUGUAUUUUGUAACAUGGAAGUGUUAUACAAAUGCAAGUUUGACAUAUUAAGAUUAAGAUUAGAUGGCGUAGUGCAUGUUUGUGCACUAGGAUAGUUGUUCUGGGGCAUAUUACCAGUUCCACUGAAAACCUUGUUUAGCAAGGUGCAAUACUACAAAAGCAUUUAAAAGCAAGUCAAUUAAGAUUAUUCUUUGAGGGUACCACCACAUUUUUAAAGCCCAAAUAAUUUCAGUGUAGGCUGAAGUAAAUGUUCAAUUAUUACCGUGUGGUGAAACUACUUUUUUAAUGGUCACUAUCUAACUGCAAGGUAGCUUUGCACGAGUGGCAUAACAUCACAUGACAGAAUGUACCAUGCAUUGUAACAUGCUAGUUUGGUACAUGCCAUUAUUAAAGAUGUCGCUAUUAAACAGUGGGCCAUAUGAAUUGGGUUGUGAUUACAGUAUAUAAGACCAAUAUGUAGCUAAAUUAUUGCACUAGAGUUCAAUUGUAUUUUGGAGAAUUUUUGUCAUUGUAUAUGCUUCACGUACAUUUACUUUUGAAAGGCUUGUGCGGAUGUUUUCUUAGAGAUGUUUAGUUUAUGGAUGUAUAUUAAGUUAAAAACCUUUGUCUAGCAUUCAGAUUUCCCUUCUACGAAGGUUAAAAAAAGGUAUGAGUAAGCGUGGUUUCGUUUUUAUUUCAACAGCGGUUUCAUUCCUCAAAUGUAGCAAAAAUGUAUGCAAUUCUCUUCAGCCAUUUAAACUGAAAAAAGUUUAUUUUAUUUCCACCUAUACCUGUACCUGACAUAAAUAACAUGGUUGUGAUUUGCUUAGCUAUUGCAAUAAACAUUUUUGAACAAUA
This is a messenger RNA of Conger conger (European conger), 2332 nucleotides long. RefSeq lists its product as uncharacterized. The coding region runs from base 438 to 1337 and encodes 299 amino acids. Lineage: Eukaryota; Metazoa; Chordata; Actinopteri; Anguilliformes; Congridae. The transcript has 9 exons. The record is from RefSeq and is a predicted model, not a curated record. Gene Ontology annotation, molecular function: nucleic acid binding.